AUGCAAUUUUUCAAGAUCUUGCUUGAAUUCAUUUACAAGUGUAAUUUUUGGGGUAUAAUUGGGUUAACACCUUAUCAAAUCGUGGUAAUUGCUUCUGGUGCUCUUAAUGCUGCUGCUGCUGACAAGAACUAUGACUUGGAAGCAUGGUUUCCUGCAUCUCAGACUUACAGAGAAUUGUUGUCGUGCUCGAAUUCUACAGAUUUACAAAUCGAGGCGACUCGAAAUCAGAUAUGGCGGAAAAAGGCAGAACAAUACGUUCAUCUGUUGAACUCGACCAUUACAGCAACAAAAAGGACCAUGUGCUGCAUAGUCGAGAAUUACCAGAAGGAAGAUGGUGUUUCUUGUGACAUGGACACCUACGACCGGCUACCUUUCGCUGGAAACAUCAAUUUGAUACUCAUGGUCUGGGACUCGCCAGCAUUUCAUAAGCGAUCUCCAUUCUCAACUAUCGAUGUCAAAUAA
Molecule: messenger RNA, 462 nt
Organism: Hibiscus syriacus
Lineage: Eukaryota; Viridiplantae; Streptophyta; Magnoliopsida; Malvales; Malvaceae
Product: serine--tRNA ligase, cytoplasmic-like
Exons: 3
Coding region: 1-462 (153 amino acids)
Biological process (GO): seryl-tRNA aminoacylation
Cellular component (GO): cytosol
Molecular function (GO): serine-tRNA ligase activity; tRNA binding; ATP binding
Source: RefSeq, a predicted model, not a curated record